AUGUGGAACGACGAGGAUAACAACCCGUACGGCGCAUUCGAUAACGAGGCGCAUCUCUCCGAGUCGCUGCAUUCGGCCACCCUUUCUCCCACUCUCUAUGACCGCGAAUAUACCCCUCCCUCUCCUUCCAGCCGAUCAUCCACCGACAAUCCCCCGGACUUCCUCUCACAGCAACAGGACCUCAGUGACGAAGACAACGCUCCAGACUAUGCUGCCCAACCUGCUGGCCAUGGCUAUCUUCGCAAGAGUGUAUAUGAUAGUCGGAUAGAGCAGAUUCUCUACGAAAACCCGGAGAUGCCGAUCCUCAUCACAGACGCUGGGAAGAACCACGAGGGCGGCGGCAGCUUCAUUGUGUACACAAUACGCACUGGAGAUCUGGAGGUCCGCAGACGGUAUUCCGAGUUCGCGUCACUGCGACAAACCCUCGUCAACCUUCAUCCCACCCUCGUCAUCCCGCCUAUUCCCGAGAAACAUACCAUGGCCGAUUAUGCCGCCAAGCCCACCAAGGCUAAGGAAGACACCGCCAUAAUCGACCUCCGCAAACGCAUGCUGGCCGUCUUCUUGAAUCGUUGUCGCCGGAUGAAGGAGGUUCGUGAGGAUGGAGUUUGGUGGCGGUUUUUGGAUCCCAACGUUAGCUGGAGCGAGGUCCUACACUCCCAUCCUGCAUCGUCUGUGCCGAAGAAUAAUCUCAAGGCUCCUCCGCUUGACCCCGCCAAUCCCACCCCCGCUCAUGCCUGGCUCCCAGUCCCAUCAUCAUCCGCGAAGCUCAAGUCUGCAGGCAGCGCUGCGCCUGCUCCUGCUCCCGCUCCAGAAACGCCUGGGCCUGAUGUUCUCGGUCGCUUCCCACCAGAGUCACGGAAGCUGAGUGAAAAGGAACUUGACCCAUACUUUAUCAAUUUCGAGGCGUCUACACGUGAGUUGGAGCUACUUUUGCAAGGGAACAUUGAAAAGGUCAAUCGUCGCACGUUGGCCCACCUAUCGUCCUUGUCAGCGGAUUUGAUGGAGCUGGGAGCACGGUAUAACGGAUUUUCCCUGUCGGAGCCAUCGCCGACCGUCGCAGCAGCCAUCGAACGGGUCGGCCAAGCCGCUGAUACUUCCUACAUUGAGACGGAGGAGCUGUCGUCGCAACUGAGUGCCAGCUUCGCGGAACCGAUGAGGGAAAGCGCCCAGUUUGCCAGCGUUGUGCGCAGUGUUCUGCGCUAUCGGGUCCUCAAGCGGGUGCAGGAAGAGAUGACGCGAGACGAGCUGGCUAAGAAGAAGACGCUGCUCGACUCUUUGGAGCGCAGUGAGAUGGAAGCGAAACGCAUUGAGCAGUACCUCAAUCGGACUUCGCCUCCAGGUGGGGCCACGAGAACGCAGCGGUCUCUGUCCGCAUCGUCGGCCGUCAGCGCGCCAGGAGGCUCCGAGGGCGAGGCCCGUCCAGCUGGUUCUGAAGACGGUGCAUCAGUCGACUCGGAAUUCCCUCCUACGCACGGCGAUUCCAUCAACUCCCAUCCACCUCCGGCAGCACAGCGGCGUCCGGACUUUGGCGGUGCAAGCCCGGCGCAUCGCAAGACAUCGAGUGGGACAUUUGUGGCGAACAAGAUCUUCGGUCGGAUCAGCCACGCGGUGCACGGCUUUGUGGAUGUUGAUCCGGAGCGGACCCGCCGCGACCAGAUCGGCAAGACGAAAGAGAGUUUGGUGCAGUUGGAGCAGGCUCUUGGGGUGUCCGAGAAGGAUGUCAAGGAUGCCAGUGCGGGAGUGUUGCAGGAUCUGAAGCGGUUCCAGAAGGACAAGGAGAUGGAUCUCCGGCGGUACAUGGUUGCAUAUGCACGAUGCCAUCUGGAUUGGGCACGCAAGAACCUGGAGACGUGGACGGAGGCGAAAGAUGAGGUGGAUAAGAUUGUAGUGAGGUAG
This is a messenger RNA of Aspergillus luchuensis, 1896 nucleotides long. RefSeq names its product PX and BAR domain-containing protein (gene ATG20). The coding region runs from base 1 to 1896 and encodes 631 amino acids. The record is from RefSeq and is a predicted model, not a curated record. Gene Ontology annotation, biological process: retrograde transport, endosome to Golgi. NCBI's taxonomy places the organism in Eukaryota, Fungi, Ascomycota, Eurotiomycetes, Eurotiales, Aspergillaceae. Gene Ontology annotation, molecular function: phosphatidylinositol binding. The transcript has 5 exons.